UCCAGUCAGUGAGGCGGCGGCGGCGGCGGCGAACAUGAGCGGCGGCGGGGACGUGGUGUGCACCGGCUGGCUGAGGAAAUCGCCCCCUGAGAAGAAGUUGAGGCGCUAUGCCUGGAAGAAACGCUGGUUUAUCCUGCGGAGUGGCCGGAUGAGUGGUGACCCAGAUGUUCUGGAAUACUACAAGAAUGAUCACUCUAAGAAGCCUCUGCGGAUCAUCAACCUGAACUUCUGUGAGCAGGUGGAUGCAGGCCUGACCUUCAACAAGAAGGAAUUGCAGGAUAGUUUUGUGUUUGAUAUCAAGACCAGCGAGCGUACCUUUUACUUGGUUGCUGAGACAGAGGAGGACAUGAAUAAAUGGGUCCAGAGCAUCUGCCAGAUCUGUGGCUUCAAUCAGGCCGAGGAGAGCACAGACUCUUUGAGAAACAUUUCCUCAGCCAGCCAUGGCCCCCGAUCUUCUCCAGCUGAGUUCAGCAGCUCCAAUCAGCACCUGCUACGAGAACGAAAGUCCUCAGCUCCCUCCCACUCCAGCCAGCCCACUUUGUUCACAUUUGAGCCCCCCAUGUCAAACCAUAUGCAGCCCGCCUUGUCCACCAGUGCGCCUCAGGAGUAUCUCUACUUGCACCAGUGUAUAAGCCGGAAGACAGAAAAUACAAGGAGUGCCAGCUUCUCUCAGGGCACCCGGCAGAAGAGCGACACAGCUGUACAAAAAAUUGCCCAAGGCAACGGACACUGUAUCAAUGGGGUCAGUGGCCAAGUUCAUGGCUUCUAUAGCCUUCCUAAGCCAAGCCGACACAAUACAGAGUUUAAAGACAGUAGUACCUAUGACCUCCCCCGUAACCUGGCCUCCCAUGGCCACACCAAGGGCAGUCUCACCGGGUCUGAGACAGAUAAUGAGGAUGUGUACACCUUCAAGACACCCAGCAACACCCUCUGCCGGGAGUUUGGGGACCUCCUAGUGGACAAUAUGGAUGUCCCAACUACGCCUCUCUCAGCCUACCAGAUCCCUAGGACAUUCACACUGGACAAGAACCACAAUGCCAUGACAGUGGCCACUCCUGGAGACUCAGCCAUAGCUCCCCCACCCCGGCCUCCCAAGCCAAGUCAAGCAGAAACACCUCGAUGGGGCAGCCCUCAGCAGAGACCACCAAUCAGCGAAAACAGCCGAUCUGUCGCUGCCACUAUCCCCAGGCGCAAUACCCUCCCUGCAAUGGACAACAGCCGACUCCACCGAGCUUCUUCCUGCGAGACCUACGAGUACCCAGCACGAGGCAGGGAGAGUGCAGGCUGCUCUGCUGAGUCUGUGAGUGAGGGAGUCAGUCCUUUCCUGCCAGGAAAGACGGUCCUGGGUCGAUCAGACAGUGCCAGCUCUGAAGAUAACUAUGUGCCCAUGAACCCAGGUUCUUCUACCUUGCUAGCCAUGGAGCGAACAGGGGACAAUUCCCAGAGUGUAUACAUCCCCAUGAGCCCAGGGCCCCAUCACUUUGACCCACUGGGCUACCCAUCCACAGCCCUUCCAAUGCACAGAGGUCCCAGCCGAGGAAGUGAGAUCCAGCCACCCCCUGUCAACCGCAACCUCAAGCCUGACCGAAAAGCAAAGCCAACCCCCCUUGACUUGCGAAACAACACUGUCAUCGAUGAACUCCCCUUCAAGUCACCUGUCACCAAGUCUUGGUCCAGAGUCAACCACACCUUUAGCUCCAGCUCUUCCCAGUACUGCCGUCCCAUCUCCACACAAAGCAUCACCAGCACAGACUCAGGAGACAGCGAGGAGAACUACGUCCCUAUGCAAAACCCAGUGUCUGCAUCCCCUGUUCCCAGUGGCACCAACAGCCCAGCCCCAAAGAAGAGUACUGGCAACGUCGAUUACCUGGCUCUUGACUUCCAGCCAGGCUCCCCAAGCCCCCACCGCAAGCCAUCCACAUCAUCUGUCACAUCAGACGAGAAGGUGGACUAUGUCCAGGUAGAUAAAGAGAAGACACAAGCCCUACAGAACACCAUGCAGGAGUGGACAGAUGUACGGCAGUCUUCAGAGCCUUCCAAGGGUGCCAAGCUGUGACGUGGGGGCCACUAAGCCAAGGGAGGAGCUCAGGAGGCAGAUGCUUCUGCUGAGAGCUGGCUCUUCCCCACCGCUUCCUUCCCCACCCCCUCCCACCCCUCUGUCCCACUCUGCUACUCUCAGCCUUCAAAGCAUUUAACAUCAGGAACCCUGACCCUUCACCUGGAGGCAGGGCCUCCUACAGAACUUCCUCUGCCACCCUGGGCCACCUGUGACUUCUUUCGAUACUGGCUGUGCCUCCAACAACCUUAGUUAGGAGCUAUUGCCAAAAAGCCUCCUGCCUUGGGACCAACUGUGUGCUGCUUGGACCCUCGGAGAGAGGUAUGAGACCAGGCUCAUACCUCGGGUCUGCUCAUGGCUCUCUGCCCUCUUUCCCCACCUCAGGGCUGCCUCUCCCUCGGUUCCAGGGGAGGACAACCUAGGGAGCCAAGGACCAGCAGACCAAAGUGGACAUGGACUUUUCAUCCCUAUUAUUCAUGGUAGGGGAGAGGCAGGCUGUCACAGAAAGAAAUGAUUGAGAAUGAAGGUCAGAGGUAGAGUUAAAUGACAAAAGAAUUAGGUCUCCGGACACAGAGGGGCAACUGACACCUGAAAGUGCCUGUGCCCAUGUCAAGCUAAGGCUUUGGCAGGAUCACUGCUGUGCAGUGAGAAAGGUAAAAGGAUAAAGGACAAGAAAGAAAAGUGAUGACAGGCGACCAGGAGCAGGGCUUGUAGUGACAAGGAUGCUGUGGUCAGAGCCUCCAAACCCUAAAGCUGGAGGACUGUCACUGUGGGGCUGAGCAGGAUGCUUGUGCAGUGAGGGUGAGUGUGAGAGACAGUGGAGAAGAUGCAAGAGUUGAGGGGAACCCUGGGACAUAAAGGAGUGUGCUAGGCAUGGGACAAUGCAGGGGGAAUGGCAAGUUUCUAGGAUGUGGGAGAGCACAGAGGUGACCUGGUAGGCUGAGAGGUAGGGAUGCAGGCCAUGCAGCAGGUGGGGAGAUAACCUUCAGAAGGCCACACGCAGGGUGGAGUGAGGAGCAGAAUGGGAAGGAGCCAUGCUUUGAUCCACAGCAUCUGUGUACACUGCACAUGACGAGGGCUAGGGACCACACGAGACCUUGGUGUCAGCUUGUGCCAGGUUUGAGGACAGACCAAGGACUUUCUCAGCUCCUCUUACCUCUGUUGUCCUCCUAGAGGGAUGAGGAAAACUAACCCUACUUCCUAUGCCUUCGGAGCUCACCAGAGCAGCAGGGCUGGGAGGCAGGUUCUUUCUAAGCUAGGGCAGCAGGGAUCUGGAUGUGUUUAUGUUGAAAGUUCCUGACCAAAUUUUCAAAAGGCAAUGAGGCAAACCAGACUCCGUUUUUCCCUGGGGAGAACAAACCUUCAUCCUCCAAAACUAUGACUGUUGCUCGGCUUUCGGCGCACACACCUGGCCACACACACGAGCAGCCCUUCUCUGGAGUCCUCCCCGCACGAGCUCCCUCCUCAGCAGCCGCCCCUCUUCCAGUACAAGGUCAAACAAGCUCAGGGGUCACUUAGUAACAACUGCUGUGGCCAAGCUCUGGGCCACAGAGGAUGACAACACCUUGUCCCUGACCUGGAGAAAGUCACUGUUGGCAAUAAAAGGAUAAGGACACAGAGCAGUAGUGAUGGCUAAGAGAGGGAGAGACAGUCGGCGACUGGCUGGCUGGCCGUGUACAAGUGAAGGAAGCAGGAAGAGGAUCAGGGUUGUACAGGAAAGGCAAGAUGAGGUCGGGUCCAUGGAGGAAGGGGGGUUCUCAACUUGGGGGACAGAGGUCUCUGAGGGUCCAGGGCCAGCUACUCAGAAGUGUGCACUAUCCCCACGGGUGGAAAGGUGGCUGUAGUGGCACUGCAGAGAGUUGAAGAGUGGUUCCCUUUAGCUGGGCUCCCGUAUGACCGACAGCUUUUGCCUGGUGCUGCCCAAGCAGCCUCUCUGAUUGUUGGCCCCAGUUUCCAGUCCCAGCAGCCAUCCCUGUAGACCCCACGGUCUGAGCUGAGUGUGCCAUGUGAGCAGAACUGGCGGGAUUUUCUGAGACCGAGGAGUUUGUCUCGUCAGUCUCAAGGCCUUCAUGCUGUGGUUGUCAUUUCCCAAAGCCUUACAGGGGAUGUAGGAGCAAGGCCAAGAAUAAAGUGACCCAUGCAUGGAGAGCUGAGGUCCAGCUCACAAUCUCCAAAUUGCCGGCCAGUACCCACCUGUCCAGCCCGUGCCCUCCAAAUAGGUGGAGGCUCCUGGUGGCUGCCAAGGACUGAGAGCCCAGAAUGGGGAAUGCUUCUUGCCUAACGGUUUGCACAAGGACAUGUCCUGCUCCACCACUGCAAGGUUAAAGUCAAGUGGGAACCAUGAGGAAGAGGGUCUCCUUGGGACUUGGUUUGUCAGUCUGUAAAAUGGGACCAUCUCAAAGGCCUUGUCCAUAGCUGAUGCUCUGCUGCCAGAAGGACCCUCUUUGAAGGUCUGGGCCCCCUGAGGAGGGGCAGCACCCAGAGCAUUGGCCAGUUUCCUCCAUCCCUUCCAACCUGGAUUUUGCCAACUUCACAUUUGACACCAUUAAUAUCAGUCCAUACCCAGAAUAGAAGCACAACCAUGCUGAUGUCAUGGGAACUCAGUUCCAGUUCACCUGCUCAGUUCCCUUCACCAGUUCCGCUACUGUCCCCAUCGUGCCCCAUCCUCCCUGACAGAGCUCUGGAGGAGAGAGGACAGCUCUUUCCCAUGAGGUCCUUCAGCUCUGAGGGUGUGGGGAAGCCGGGCUUAUGGGGCCAUCUCUCUGGGACUUGUCAUGUUCUUUGGGGCCUGGAAUCAGCAGGCUCCUGCCAAGGGAGCCUGCUGGAGAUUUAUGCUGUCAUGUAGUAUCGGGUGGUGUAUGUCUAUGUGUAAUAUGUUGGCUACUUGUAUCUUGAAAUUUAGAAUCAUUUCACAGAAUUAUCGCUAUUUGUUGGAAAGAGGAAAUGAGCUAGAAGCAGCCUAGUCUUAUGUUCUUGUCUUGUUACCAUUUAAGAUAGAUAUGUAAUUUUUCAAAUCACUGUUGGUGCCUAAUCACUUAAGUUAUUAAUUUAUUCUGUUUUCAAAAAAACCUUUGUACCAUGUAUUUAUCUUGUGUGGUCUGGGGUGGGGUGGGAAACAUGUUCACGUGGGUCAUGUUUUUGCUGUGGUGAUAAAUGGUACAGGCCUGGAGCUUGCAGGUCCCUUUUUACUGUGGUAUAGGAACAGGACAAUAAAGUCCUUUAGCAAUGCAA
Messenger RNA from Jaculus jaculus (lesser Egyptian jerboa), 5287 nucleotides. RefSeq names its product GRB2 associated binding protein 2 (gene Gab2). Bases 35 to 2056 code for a protein of 673 amino acids. The transcript has 10 exons. Lineage: Eukaryota; Metazoa; Chordata; Mammalia; Rodentia; Dipodidae. The record is from RefSeq and is a predicted model, not a curated record.